Messenger RNA from Xyrichtys novacula (pearly razorfish), 4836 nucleotides. NCBI's taxonomy places the organism in Eukaryota, Metazoa, Chordata, Actinopteri, Labriformes, Labridae. The record is from the annotation of a GenBank genome assembly.
AUGAAAGAUCCACAACUUGCAGGUAAGUUUAUCAACUCUUCUUUGUCAGUUGCUGUAGAUUUGUAGAAAUAUGCUAAAUGAGCAGCAGUACUUCGUUACUUUAAAUGUGGCUAUCACUUCCUUGUUGGACACUUGAUAAAAAAGUCUAUAACUUAAUAAAUAAGCUGAUACUCUAAGUGCUUUCUUCAUAUUUAGUUUGUAGAACAAAUUUAAUAACUCAGUCUUGUGAUGCUAUGACAUGAUCCUUUUGCUGGUGUUGGUCCUCUGUGUUGACAUGUGUUUUAUGUCAGGGAUUCACCAGUGACAUGGUUUAGUGUACACCCUCUAUUACAGCUUCCCAAGGUAAAUAGUUGCCGACUUAGUAGCUCAUUAAAAGAGGAUAAACUCAAAUUAGGCCUUAACUACUGUUUACUAAUAUGUAUUGCUCUUCUAUCAAACAUAGAUAAAUUCAAGACAACAGUUUUUCAUGACCUCUAAAUACUUAUUUCUCCCUGUCAGUGGCUUUUAACUGAUCUUAACAGCACUUGUACCGAGGAUAAUGAGCCAUUUACAUUAAGCAAAAAUUGUAAAAGGUACCGUAUCGGCCUUACUUAAAUGUACAUGAUGAAAAUGUAAAACUAUUGUGCGGCUGCUGGACAUUAACAAAUAUCUAGCCUUAAAUUGUUUAAUGGAAGAGUAGCACCAAAACUGAACAAAAAGCCAUAACACAGAGACUCUGAAUGGCCUAUUAUACCCAAAGAAUACCUUGACAAGUUAAUUACACAUACUGUAUUCCUUAGAUAUUAAUCUUGCUUUACAUACUUAGUGUUUACAUGUUAAGAAACAUUCAAAGUGAUUAUAAUGAUAUUAACAUCUAAAUAUAUUCAUUUCAAAUUGGCUAGACCUAGUAAUCCAGUAUCCAAAAGAAGCAAAUAAUCCUGGCUGCAGUCAGAGCUGGGUCUUCUGAACCUGAGGCUAUAUUUAGCCCUCAGUGACCAGGACAUGGCACAUUAUUACAAAUCACACUGCUGAUUUACAGAAGUCCAUUAACAGCUAAAUUUGUGAUUGACCACUGGUUUCUGUACUGGACUCAUUCAAAAGUUCUUCACAUGUACUGUUACCUGAAGUGAUUAAAUGUGUUUUGUAAGACACCAAGCUCAAGCUCAGAAGGAUGAACCAUCUGACCUAGGACACCAAAGCACAUUGUAUUAUUUUUUUAAGCUGAAACCUUAUUCAGCAGUGUCCUACGAAAACAUAAGAAUCACUGUAUAAGCUUUACUGAAUGAGGAACUAAAAAUAAUUUAUUGUUUGGGAAAAUUUUAAACUUUGGCUGGUACAGGACAGAGAUGUGCUGAAACCUCAGAAUGCGCUCAAGGAGCAAGACUUGUUCUUUUCAAAGCAGACAAAACAGGAAAGGUUUCCACAUCCUGCUUUUGUCCAUCCUUAGACUGAAAAAAUACACAUUGACAAUAAUUUUACACAGCUCACAGAUAUAUUAGGUUGAGACUUGUUCUGUAUUGCUAAAAAACACACUUUGAAGGAAAAAGAGUUGAUAUUGUCUGUCAAAUAGAGAGGAAAUCGAGGAGCUCCUGUCUCAUCCUGUGAGGAUAUUUACUCUAAGUUCAUUCACAACUUUAAAGUUCAUUUUCAACUUAAAAUCAAUAUAGAUAUUUAAAAAAUCAACAACCUUUAAAUAGAAACAAACAUACAUGUUGAAGCCAAAUGAUUUCCACAUCAAAGUUAGUUAAAAUGGAGGUUAAUCUCAUUGCAGGCCUCUAAAUACAGUCUAAUACUCUACUUUUAGACGCUGACCUCUCUAAGACUUCAGUGGCCUAGUGCUAAAAUAACCUAAUCAGUCCAACAUUUCCAUGAACUCAUGUAACACAUUCAGCUGAUCGCUGAAUUUAAAGUAUCUUCUUCUAUACUAAUUCUGUUUGUGGUUAUGUGAAGCACGAACCCUAUGCUCCUAAUGAUUUACAUGACUGUGAGAGACCUCUGUAAAGAAACACAACACAUCAUUAAUUCUCUCUUAUUUCUUAAAAGUUUUUUAAUUUUCUAUUUCAGGGCUCAAGACUCGACUAUGGCCAAAACAGAAAUCAAGCAACAAGUCCAAAGGCGAAGCUCCAAAGGUGGAAAAGAAAACUAAGCCCCAGACCUCUACCCUGUUACGAACCAUCCCACAGCUGAGUGAAGCAGAGAGAAUGAGGCUGUCAGCGUUUGAGAGGGUCGUCUAUGACAUGGCCCACAAUGAGAGGAUUAUCAACGACCUAACGCUUGGCCGACGGGUUGGCUUCUAUGAGCUGCGUGGAGAGAUAGGGCAAGGAAACUUCUCUACAGUGAGGCUGGGGAUCCACGAUUUGACGAAAGGUUUGAAAAAGUUUUCCAUCUUUUUCUUCGGCCUUUUGUUGAAUUGAUAACCUUUGAUAAAUAACAUGUUAUUGUCAGCAAAAAGACACACGUCAGCUUCUCAAAUUUCCCAAAGAUGGAUCCUUUGUGACUUUAAUUUAUGCAUCAUCCCUCCAACGUGGGCAGUUAUUCUUUGCUCUAAUGUGCUCAGUUGCAUAUAUUAACUCCAGAGGAUAAUAUUAAGCUGUUCUUAUCACCUCUGAUCCCAACUCAGCCUCUACAUUUUUCUACUGCUGGAAAUUGUGCAAGUUUAUGAGUGUGCAAUCCAACUGUUGGGGUCUAAGCAACAUUUCUUUCAUUUGAUAGUCUCCCAACAACACAUUCAACAUACUCAUGUGCAUAAAGAUAGAGCAACCACGUGUUUAAAUCCCUAAAUUAUCUUUGGUAUCCUGACCUUUCAUCUUGUUAGAGCCUAUAUAAACCUGACUGACAUUUAGAUCUCCUGUCCUCUGUCACAGAGAGAGUGGCUAUUAAAGUGGUGGACAAGCUGCGUCUGGACAACAGGAAACAGCCGACGACCUCCUCGGAGAUCAGCUGCAUGGAGAGGCUCAGCCACCCCAACAUAGUGCGACUGUACGAGGUGUUCGAGACCAGCAGGAAGAUGUAUCUAAUGAUGGAGUAUGGCAGUGGAGGAGACCUGUUCUCUCGAAUCACCACCAGGGGGAGACUCAACGACCUGGAAGCCAAACUGGUUUUUGCACAAAUAGUAGCUGCUGUCAAAUACAUGGUGAGUAGUAUCAGCCUCAGUUAUUAACUAUUACACAUGACUGUACAUGCCUCAUGACUGUAGUUGUCCAAAUAUCAGAGCUGAUUCAAGAUAAAGAUUUAUUUUUCAAAAGGCUGAACCACAUGUUUCAACUGUGUUUACAUUUAUGCAGUUUUCGUUCACAUUAGUCCUUGUUUUCCUAAUUUGGAUGACAUGCAGCGAGGGAUGGCCCCGUGUUGGAUAUGUUAGGGUUAAUUAUAACAUUAGGAGGUUGUUUGGAGUUAUGUUAUUAAGUCCACUUCUUAUGAAUUCCAGGGGCCAGACCCCUCCAGAGGGUCACAAAAUUGGAUUUUGAGUCUUCUAAAAUAUUUGCAGGUGUUUCUGUUUAUUAAGUAUCACAGGCAGAUGAGUUUAAAUGUGUUGGUUUCAGCUUCAAUACUAACCUCAUAGGUGGUAGCUCUAACUUAAAAUAUUUCUGUGAUGUCUAAUUCUGUUGGCACAUAUUACUUCUGACUUAUCAACUGAGCUGUCUGGUAGUUUUUGCAAGUGAAGGUGCCAGGUAAAAACAGAUUGAUUUGUUUUCAGUCUCUGUCACUGCAGCAGCAGACUGAUGCUGGGGUGGCUUAAUGAUGGUGUGCUGAAAAAUACAAAAUAAUGUGAAAUAUAUAUAUAGAAAAAGACUUAGAGCUUAGUUGCAGCAAUGCAUUAAAGCUGGUGUCCCUAACAGAGUUCGAAAGCAAAGAGAAACUCCUGUGUAGAUAAAAAAGUAGAAAACAUCAGUUGAGAAAAUUAAAAUUAAAAUACCUACACUUGUUCUUAAUAAUAUGACUUCUGCUUCACAACCAAUUUUUCAUCUUUCAUAUUAGUUUAAAAAUGAUAACUUGACUCCUUUUGUACAGUGCUUUAUGAAAACAUCAAAUAAUAAUUUCAUAGAGUACUUCUAAAGUGUGAAAACCCCUGACUGAAAUGUUUCUUUUUCUGUGAUAUUUCAGCAUGACAACAACAUCAUCCACAGAGACCUAAAGGCGGAGAAUGUCUUCUACACCACCAGCUACUGCAUCAAGGUUGGAGACUUUGGUUUCAGCACAGAGUGUGGUCCUAAUGAGCUCCUCACCAACUUCUGUGGCUCACCGCCGUAUGCUGCCCCUGAACUGUUUAAAGACAAAGGCUAUGUUGGAUAUCACUCAGACACCUGGGCUUUAGGUGUCCUCUUAUACUUCAUGGUGACAGCCGCUAUGCCCUUUUUUGCAGACUCUCUAGGCAGACUGAAGCGCUGCAUCCUUAAGGGGGCCUACAGUAUCCCUGCAUAUGUACCUGACCCCUGUCAGCAGGUCAUUAAGGGCAUACUGCGGCCCGUGCCUGCUGAUCGCUCCUCUCUCACACAGAUCAAAAACAGUCCAUGGCUGCAAGGGAUUGAGUACUCUGGUUCAUACGUGUCACUUCCUCUGUCCCCGGCCCACUUUGCUCUGGAUAACCAGACUCUGUCUGUGGAGGAGAAGGAGGUAAAGACUUUACUCUCGGAGCUGGGUAUCAUGGCUGUUCACUUACAAAACAACCCCUGCAUGGACUGUAGAAGCCCACUCACUGGGACCUACCGGAUCCUUCUCCAUCGGGUCCAGAAGAGGAAGACAGCAGAGGCUGUAGGUUAUUCAUCCCUCCACCCUGACGAGUAUGAGAGCACAGGAAAGUGGUCUGUAGCAUCAAUGGACAAACACACCCCCUCUGCUGUGUGCGCCAUACUCUGA